AUGAUUGUGAAGGUGAAAACACUGACAGGGAAGGAGAUCCCUGUGGAACUGGAGGCGUCUGACAAAGUGUACCGUGUAAAGGAACUGCUAGAGGAGAAAAGAAGGGAUCCCACCAUCGCAGCAGAGACUGAUAUUCCAGGGGAAACAAAUGUAUGUGUCAAAUGGGUACCUGUGGGACUGACGUGUCUCACCCGCUCACUCUUUUUUCUGCUCCGUAUCUCUUAUACUAACAAACUAAUAUCACACAGCGACGAUGAACAAACGAUAAGCUCUGCCAAGUUGGUGGACGGCAUGCAGCUUCAUUUAGUCCUGACUCUCAGAGGCGGCUUUUAA
Huiozyma naganishii CBS 8797 is the source of this 333-nucleotide messenger RNA. It is a transcript of the gene RUB1, whose product is annotated as NEDD8 family protein RUB1. The coding region runs from base 1 to 333 and encodes 110 amino acids. The transcript has a single exon. The record is from RefSeq and is a predicted model, not a curated record. Gene Ontology annotation, molecular function: protein binding. NCBI's taxonomy places the organism in Eukaryota, Fungi, Ascomycota, Saccharomycetes, Saccharomycetales, Saccharomycetaceae.